Terrapene triunguis (Three-toed box turtle) is the source of this 2473-nucleotide messenger RNA. RefSeq names its product interferon regulatory factor 2 (gene IRF2). The transcript is spliced from 10 exons. The coding region runs from base 408 to 1460 and encodes 350 amino acids. Gene Ontology annotation, molecular function: RNA polymerase II cis-regulatory region sequence-specific DNA binding; DNA-binding transcription factor activity, RNA polymerase II-specific. Gene Ontology annotation, cellular component: nucleus. The record is from RefSeq and is a predicted model, not a curated record. Lineage: Eukaryota; Metazoa; Chordata; Testudines; Emydidae. Gene Ontology annotation, biological process: immune system process; regulation of transcription by RNA polymerase II.
UCCAAGCCUCAGCUCCUCGCAGUUUCCUCUCCUUGUUUUGCUUUCGAUCUGGACUCUUCUCAGCCAAAGCUGAGGGAGUAACUUUUAGUUUUGCUCCUGCGAUUAUUCAGCUGAGUGUUUUCAUUUCCAUUUUGCAUCCCCUGGCAACAGCGUUAACCUUGAGGAAUUAUAUAAAUACCGCGCAUAACACAUUAAACAAGUCGAUGGAGACUUACGUUUAUGUGGAGUGGGGAAAUUCCCUUUUGACUUGAUAGCCUGGAUGUCUCAAUGUCUUCCUAUUAACUCUAAUGGUCCAUCAUUGUCUUCCCCGGCUGGACAAUGGAUCGUUACUUGAAGCAAGUUUUGUGUAAAUCCCUGUCUUGGGAGGUGCCUCUCCCCACUUGACUACUCACCCCCCUGCUGUAACGAUGCCUGUGGAAAGAAUGCGGAUGCGUCCAUGGCUGGAAGACCAAAUAAAUUCAAACACAAUACCAGGGUUAAAAUGGCUAAAUAAGGAGAAGAAGAUUUUUCAGAUUCCCUGGAUGCACGCUGCACGACAUGGGUGGGAUGUUGAAAAAGAUGCUCCUUUAUUUAGAAACUGGGCAAUUCACACAGGAAAAUUUCAACCAGGAGUAGAUAAACCUGAUCCAAAGACAUGGAAGGCAAACUUCCGAUGCGCUAUGAACUCCUUGCCUGAUAUAGAAGAAGUCAAAGACAAAAGUAUAAAGAAAGGAAACAAUGCCUUCAGGGUUUACAGGAUGCUACCCGUAUCCGAAAGGCCUUCCAAAAAAGGAAAGAAACCAAAGACUGAGAAGGAUGACAAAUCCAAACAAAUAAAGCAAGAACCAGUUGAGUCAUCUUUUGCAGUGACUAAUGGAAUAACUGAGGUCUCUUCUGACUACUUCCUACCCUCUACUAUAAAAAGUGAAGUUGACAGUACUGUGAAUAUUGUAGUUGUAGGACAGCCCCAUCUUGAUGGCAGUACUGAGGAGCAGGUGAUAGUUGCCAAUCCUCCUGAUGUUUGCCAAGUAGUAGAGGUGACAACAGAGUGUGAUGAGCAGCCCCUCAGCAUGAGUCAGCUGUACCCUCUGCAGAUCUCCCCAGUCUCCUCCUAUGCAGAAAGUGAAACGACAGACAGCAUUCCCAGUGAUGAAGAAAAUGCAGAGGGUCGGCUUCAGUGGCAAAAGAAAAACAUUGAAGGCAAACAGUAUCUGAGCAAUCUUGGUAUGAGGAACACUUCUCAUAUUCUUCCCAGUAUGGCUACCUUUGUGACUUCCAACAAGCCUGACCUCCAGGUCACCAUCAAAGAAGAAAGCUCCCCACUGCCUUACAACAGCUCCUGGCCCCCCUUCCCAGCUAUCCCUCUCCCACAAGUCGUGUCUUCAGCUUCUGCCAGCAGCAGCAGGCCAGACCAUGAGACACGGGCUAGUGUCAUCAAGAAAACAUCAGACAUCACCCAGUCGAGAGUCAAGAGCUGCUAAGCCUCUGACUGGGUCUCUUUAGUUUUGGUUUGUUUUUGUAUUUUAUGUUUCUCUAGAAGAGGUGCAACUCUGACGCACAUUAGACAAAUCUAAGGGAAAGCCUUGACAAUAUAGAACAUUGCUGUGUCCGACUCCAGUACUGGAGCUUUUUAACUCAGGACUCCAGCCAUCAGUAUGUAUACCUGAAACCAGAUGGAUUUCCAAGGUUACUGCAUAGGAAAAACAGAACUUUGGCCCACUUAUAUAAGUUCCAGUACUUCAUAAGAGGACCAACAACCACAGGGGAAGUGGUAUUGCUGCACUUCUUGCAGUCAAGGCUGUGAUGGAACUGAAAGCCUCAGAAUGGAAGAGAAAAUGUGAACUAGCUGGAAUUUUUUUUUUUUAAAUAAAAAAAUCUAUUGUGAAUAUGUACAUAGUGCAGUACUAGCAACGUUGCAGUCUGCUUCUGCACCUUAUUAAAAAGCACUUACGAAAAGGCCUUUUAUUACCUUGCUCUAAUUAAUGGCACAUUCAAAGCCCCCUCCCAUCUUUAUUCUUUUCCAAGGCUAUUCUUGCUAACAAGUCUUGAGAAGUAAGGGAAAGAAAAGGAAGGUAAACCUUCCUAUAUGGAUUUCACACAUUGUAAGACUGCUUUUCUCGUGUUUGUUUCUAAUCUGCUAUGCUUGAAUGCCGCGUGGUACAAUAGGAAGAAAAAUAUUACAGAGAUAUUAUGCAAAUUCCCAGAUUUCAAGAAGAAAAAAAGUACUCUAAUUCUAACCAGAGCAAGUUUUUUUUAUUUUUUAUACAGGGGAAUAUUUUAUUCAAAGUAAAAUUCUAAAGUGAAUAUAAUUGUUUUUUUAAUCUUUUCUACAGCAAAUUUAUAAUUUUAAGAUUCAGUUCUUGGUGGGUUAUCAGCAGUUAUUACAUCCUUGUGGCACAUUUUUUUAAUUUUGUAAAGGUGAAAUAGCUUUUAUGAGCUCAUGUAGCAAUCAAAUUAUCCUGUGGAUUGAUAAUAAAUAUGAUAUAGAGUUAAA